Molecule: messenger RNA, 387 nt
Organism: Mesorhabditis spiculigera
Lineage: Eukaryota; Metazoa; Nematoda; Chromadorea; Rhabditida; Rhabditidae
Source: the annotation of a GenBank genome assembly
AUGCACGGCUUGGGAUUGGUUUUCUUGGCCACGAUCGGCAUUGGACGUGGCCUUGUUGAAAGUGCUGCGGUGGAAUCGACUUCGCAAAGUUUGCCCAUCGCUACAGAAACCGAGAAAGCGAUCGAGGAAUCCAUGUUAUGCUGGGCGUGCGAGUUGGUGGUUCAGGAGAUUGAAGAAAUGGUAGCGCCGGAGAUCAAAACCGAGAUUGGCAAGGCGAUCAACAAUGCGUGCAGCAAGCUGUGGUUCGACAUGCUGAAGGCGAAAUGUGUCACCGUGCUCACCGCGCUUGCCGCCGACCUCGCCCAAUACAUCGCUGAUCAUCAGGCGCCAAAGGUGGCGUGCAAGGCCGUAGGACUCUGCAAGGGAGGGCAGUUCUGUCUCCCGAAU